AUGGUAGUUGUACUCGCAGACGCCAACGAAGAGGCCUUGCGUUCAGUUGCGGCCAAGCUACCUGGCAAAAAUGUCGAAAUCCGAACGGUGAACCUUUCCAAUCCCGAUGAGCUGCGCAGCAGUAUCAGCGACGCUGCCCUAGUCGUUCAGGGUGCACAGCCGUACUAUCGGUUUUCACUACCUGUGCUCACUGCCUGCAUCGACGCAAAGGUACCCUACCUUGACUAUUCCGACGAUGUACAAAGCACGCUUAAGUCACUCGGCCUCCACGAGAGGGCCAAAAAGGAAGGAGUUCCGUGCUAUAUAAACUGCGGUAUCUCGCCGGGUAUGACAAACAUUCUUGCAACUGAAAUUAAUCAAGAGCUUGAUACCGUUGAGUCUCUGGAUAUUUGCUGGCUAGUCAGCGACGAGAGCGGAAAAUUAGGUAGAGAGGUUUUGGAGCAUCUGAUGCAUAUAACUGCUGGACCUUGCUUGACCUGGGCGGAUGGUAAGGCAGCAGUCCAUGAGAACUGGAUCGAGACCUCCUAUGCCCCCUUUUCUCCGGGGUUCAACGACCUUUUCUACGAGAGCGUUCACCCGGAGCCUGUUACCUUGCCUCGUCGAUUCCCAAAGGUGAAUCGAAUUCGGGUUCUCGGGGCUCUCAAUCCUGCGCCAUUCAACGGCUUUGCCCGUGGACUUGGUGCUGCGGUCAGCUCUGGUGCCCUAACUAUGGAUGCCGCUAUCGACUUCCUAGAAAGUAUGCAAAGCCAAUCAUCAGCGAGCUGGAGCGAUUUGCUAAAAGCAGCCGUGGCGCAACUUCGGGGUGGCGAAAUUACACUCAACCAACUAUACGAGCUCGCUUCCCACGGUAUUUCAUCAUUGAAACCGUGGAACCAUGCUCUCUGUGGUAUGAUCGAACAGGUACGCAAUGGUGGCUGCACAACUGGCGAGGUUAUCAGCUUUUUGAUCAACUCCGCACGCGGCAAGCAGGCACCGCCUCGCGGUGGUGUUCUUGUGCGCGGUGUUGGAACCCGUAAUGGACACCCUGUCGUAGUCAUUCGACGAACUCCUACUGUUCAGGAGGAUUCCUUCCUAGGGGGAGGUAUGGCAACUUCAAUCGGAGCAUCCUGUGCGGCUCUCGCACUUUUGGCGCUUGAGAAGGGGACUGAAGCACGCUCGGGUGUCUAUUGCCCGGAGGACUGGGCUGAGUCAGAGGCCUUGUUUAAGGCAAUUGAGAAACUUGGCUGCCCACGGGAUCAGAUUAUAGAGUCAGUGUCGGCAUAG
Messenger RNA from Penicillium riverlandense, 1263 nucleotides. RefSeq names its product saccharopine dehydrogenase family protein. The record is from RefSeq and is a predicted model, not a curated record. Lineage: Eukaryota; Fungi; Ascomycota; Eurotiomycetes; Eurotiales; Aspergillaceae. The coding region runs from base 1 to 1263 and encodes 420 amino acids. The transcript has a single exon.